Coprinopsis cinerea okayama7#130 is the source of this 543-nucleotide messenger RNA. RefSeq lists its product as hypothetical. The transcript has 4 exons. The record is from RefSeq and is a predicted model, not a curated record. The coding region runs from base 1 to 543 and encodes 180 amino acids. Lineage: Eukaryota; Fungi; Basidiomycota; Agaricomycetes; Agaricales; Psathyrellaceae.
AUGGAGGUUAGGCGAUUGAUAUGGUGUGGGACGAUAUCAUUCGGUCCAUCGUUCCAGCGACAGGCACUCGCCACCCCGUCAGAAUCGUACCAACGUGACAUGAUUCCUGGAGCUCAAGUGGCAAAGCGGAUCGGCUACGAGGUCAUCGAGAGGAUCCCUCUCAAGUAUUUAAAUGUGACCCGCCAUCCGUUUCUCAUCCUCCCCACUAUAACAUUGUUGGUUCCCAUUACUCUUAUUUCCUCUAUUGCUGCAUUACCAGCCAUCAUACCCGAGACUUCUCGGGAUAAUACUGCUCCCCGCGGGUUUGGAAGGUCACCUGGUUGGCGCCGUGUAGAGUCGAAAAUACAAGGUCCUCCUGGACCCAGCUGGAGGACGGUGCAACCAGCUCAACCAGAGGAACCUGUGGAUCCCGAGGUCGACUUGAUCGAUGCACGUCGAGGAGGGCCCGACUGGCGACGCGCACAAGCCGGUCGAGGUGGCCCUGACUGGAGAAAACCGACCCCGCCGCCAGUUGGCUCUCUAUCGGGGGAGAGCCUUGAUUAA